Messenger RNA from Amphibalanus amphitrite, 1837 nucleotides. It is a transcript of the gene PIG-C, whose product is annotated as phosphatidylinositol N-acetylglucosaminyltransferase subunit C-like. Gene Ontology annotation, biological process: GPI anchor biosynthetic process. Lineage: Eukaryota; Metazoa; Arthropoda; Thecostraca; Balanomorpha; Balanidae. The record is from RefSeq and is a predicted model, not a curated record. Gene Ontology annotation, cellular component: glycosylphosphatidylinositol-N-acetylglucosaminyltransferase (GPI-GnT) complex; membrane. Bases 210 to 1124 code for a protein of 304 amino acids. The transcript has 2 exons.
CAUUUCAUUGUAGUGUGGUGUGUGCGGUGUUGCUUGGUUGUAAUUUUGUUACUUUUGUCCGUAUCUUGGUCCGCGUUUCCGAAGAGGCCUGGCGGUUUAUAUAGCCUUGGGCCUGGCUGAGAGAACAUACUAUACGAGAAAUACUUUUUUUCAUCUACUUCUGUACCUGUUGAAGAAUUGGUGGUCCCUGUCCGCCGGCAGAGGACAUCAUGCUGGUGGACUCGCCUCCUGGCUCUCCGACCCCAUGGCGCAAGGUGCUGUAUGAGCGCCAACCAUACCCUGACAACUAUGUGGGUGCCUCGUUCCUGGAGGAUCUGCGCAAGAACGUCAAUGUGACGCUCUACAGCCGGCAGGCGGCAGUGCUGGCGGCAGGGCCGGUGCUGCAGCAGCUCUCCAGCGUGGUGUUGGUGGCGCUGGCAUUUACUUGGCUGGAUGAAGGCAUGCUACAGCCGGAGCCACUGCUGGCCACCAUCGCUGUGACCACCACGCUCGGCUACCUGUGGCUGCUGUUGGACUCUACGAACCUGUCCUCGGGCGGCUGGCAGCAGCAACUGACAGCCGACCUGCGCCUGGCCGCAGUGUUCCUCGUGUUUGGCUAUGGCCUGUCUCCCCUACUGGCCACUCUGACAGACUCAGUGAGCACGGACUCUGUGUACGCCCUGGCCGCCUCCGCCAUGGCCCUACACCUGGCCACGCACGACUACGGCGCGCGCGCCGCCUGCGUCUCGGCGGCCGUCUCGCUGAACGCUGGCCUGUUCGGCGCGCUGUGCCUGGCCUCACGGCUACCCAGCACGCUUCACGUGUUCGCCUUCCUGACGCUGGCGGCGCAGCUCCUGGCGCUGCUGCCGCCGGUGCGUGCUCACGUGCGCCGCCGCUGCGGCCGGCUCGCGCUGCUGGCGGCGGCCGUGACCCAGGCGGGCGCGGCGCUGCUGCUGCUGGGGCGUCUGAGCGGCACUGCCGCGGCGCUGCUGACCGCCGGGUACCUGCUGGUGUGCCCGCUGCUGCCGCUGCUCUAUGUGCGUCUACAGAAGUACAAGGAUAACAUCUACGGUCCGUGGGACGAGGCCAUAGUAGAGGACACGCGGAGGACGAUUCGACGUGACGACCUGCUCCGAGAGGACUGAAGAAUUAAGACAAAGUGAGUGCUACAAAGUGAGUGUCAUAAUCACAAAGCACACCGUCGGAAUGAGUGUGUGAUGAAUGGUGACUACCGAUAAAGGGACCGGACCGUGUUAAGUUUGUAUUGGAUGUGCGCGAAAAAGCAGCGUGGUGCGCGGAAUCCAUCGUGAAUGGUGAGUGACUGUGGGCGUGGACUGUUCGAGUAUGGAUGAGUUCUGAAUUUCUCACACUGCGCGGGCUGUGUUAGCGAUGGACUGAAAGACACAGACGAUGUGAAUUGUGAACUGUGAUCAAUAAGACCAUGCACUGAAUAUGGAUAAUGGGUGUGCUUUGUUGAGAUUCAAUUUUUUGUGAUCAUGAUUAGCGUUGGUUUGUGUUUUAUGACGGCUUUUAUCCCGAGCAUACCUAUUACCUAACUAGCCAUUUUCAUUUUACGAUUUCACUUUGACUAAUUUAUUGACUUAUUAUGUUCUUAUAUUCCUGAUUGAAAUGCUUUGUUUCAGUCGGUUGUGCAUGGAUUUGAUUCGUUUGUGUUGGUGUUGCGUUUUUGUGACCGAUUGGUGUGGCGAACCUUGGCAUCUGCACUCUGCAUCUUGGGCCUUUCACCCAUUGAUAACGUAUCGUUUAACCUUCGCCCCAGUGGGGGGGGGGGGCAUAUGUUACCACCCUGUCGCGUUUUUUUCGUAUAAAUAAAAACCGCGGCGCGUAGCGCUGCGCC